Alternaria ventricosa is the source of this 1032-nucleotide messenger RNA. RefSeq lists its product as uncharacterized. Bases 1 to 1032 code for a protein of 343 amino acids. The record is from RefSeq and is a predicted model, not a curated record. NCBI's taxonomy places the organism in Eukaryota, Fungi, Ascomycota, Dothideomycetes, Pleosporales, Pleosporaceae. The transcript is spliced from 2 exons.
AUGCACCCGGCCGUCUCCAUACUUGCCGAUAAUGUCGUCAAAUACCACCACCUGCUCGCCCCGCUGCUCUACAGCGUCCUCGCGGCUGUCGCAAACGUGCACACACCGGUCCAGCAUUCGCUUCUCAUAACGACGAUAUCAUGGCUGAUAGUGUGGGUGCCGACUGUCUUCUGGGUGGGCAUAUAUUCGAAUAGCGACAGCGCCAAGAGGAAGACGAGCUGGCUGGCUGGCGCGCUGCUGGGCCUGUCUGUAAUAUGCGACCGCGCAGCAUGCGAUAAGCAGGGCAUCUGGGCGACCAAGGCCCUUGUUCCAUUCUUCACCGUCCUGUUCUCCGAGAACCAAUUGGUCGCAAAACACCUCGCCCUACCCACCUGGACCGUUCUCGAUGGCCCUGCAGCCGAAACCAAGACCUCCCCGGAGCGACAGCCUCACACCGAAUCAUACGGCAUACUAGCAGUUCUCGUUGUCUCUGCGAGCGCUGUUCUGGGCGUCUACGCAGUUCCUACCACGGUCGCGCUCGGUCUCAGCAGUGCCAUCUUCGCGGCUACUGGCCUCGUCCUGUUUGAGUCCACCAUACAAGCCGCGACAGAAGAGGGCGAGGGCGGCAAGCGAGGGAUUGGGUCUGCGUACGGGAGUACGUUGCGGCGCGCCUCAGUGAGUGGUGCCUCGAGGCCGCAACGACUGGCUGCGCUCAGAGACGUCGCAGUGGCCGUUGCAGUUGUAUGCGGGAUUGCGUCUAUCCUUACCGAGUCGUCCUUGACCGCAAGCACGAUAUCCUGGGAACCUGUAUACAGAGAGUAUGACCGGGAGUGGAGAGAUGUGCACAAUUUCCGCAUCCUGCAGCGCUUCUUGUGGAUGUUGCCGGUUCACACCACUGUAAAUGUUCUUGUUUUCGUUCUGGUACGUACUUUCUUCCAGAAUACUGUUGAACUACCUAAUUACGCUGUCUUGCUACCAAACGCGGGUCUGGCGUCCUGCCGCGUCGUACCCGUCGCCAUGGCUUUCACCCCAACUUUUGCUUUCAGGUUCUAA